GCCCUGGCGGCGGCCCUGGGGGAUCGCCUUGGCAAGGCGUUGAUGCUGCACCACACGGCUGACGUCGCACUUGCUUGCCACAUGCAUCGCUUGGGCGAUGCGCUGCGCGCGGUGGCCAAGACGCUGGACGUGGACAUGGACUUUGUGCAUUGGGGCAUGGAGAUCAAGGGCGACGGCGAGAAGGCGAGGCACGAACCGCUCGUCGCUUUUGGCAUCCAGUUGGGGGUCUGCGUCGCGGAGCCCGCGCUGGAGCUCAGCGGCCAGAGGCGUUGGCUGGGAGUGCGGCGUGCGCCUGGGCUGCGCCGCGAUGCGGUGCCCUGUCGCCCGCCUUCCUCCUGGACGCCGCCGCGGUCAGGCGCUCAGCCGUGCGUGUCGGGGUGGGCGCGGACAGAUGUGCUGCUGGCCGAGCUAGGCUCUUCGAGCCAGGGGGCCGAGACGACUGCGCACGCCGACGAUCGCGCGGACGGGGUCGUCGAGGAUGCGUUCGCCGACGACGCCAAGCUGAACGGGCUGGGGCCCGAGGCCCUCGGGUCCGAGCUGGACGGCGUUGCGGAGCACGUCGACAAGACGUUGCAGAACGAGUUGGUGCUGGACCACCGCAUGAUGCGCCACAUCCUGGAAGUGGAGGCUCAGCUGCGCAGCUGGGAGGCGCUUUACAAGGUAUUCGAGACGGGCAUGUUCGCGCGGGCCCGCAGCAUGCUGGACAGGUUCGGCUUCGAGCCGCAUGGCGGGCCUGCUGUGGGCGGCGCCCCGCCCGCGCGGACAUUGGUCGAGUCCCCGCCCGACUCGGCCAUCCCGCGCACGGGUACGGGCGUCGCG
Molecule: messenger RNA, 819 nt
Organism: Prorocentrum cordatum
Lineage: Eukaryota; Dinophyceae; Prorocentrales; Prorocentraceae
Source: the annotation of a GenBank genome assembly